GCUUCAUGUUCCCAAGUUCAAAAAUAUUGAAGCCGAAGAAAACAAAAGCUAAAAAGAAAAAGAAAAUCGUCUGAAACUGAAGGCAGCAGAAUGGGUGUACCAAAGACGACGGCGCGUGCGAUCUCACAAGAAGCAUUUAACGAUCUAGUCUUCGAAAACAUCAACGACCUUGAAAUGGACCCCACCGAAGCUCUUCAGGACGCCAUCCAAACUCUCACUCUCCAAGGCGUCGAUCUCUCAGGUAUUGUGACGUCGCUUCCCGGAGAGAGUAAUCCGGUGAUAGAGUGUUUAGAGAAGCUGAAACAGUUUGAGAAUGAAGAUAUUACAUUGGAUGAGAUUGUGGAAGUGUUUGAUAAACUUGUUGAGUUGUGUGGUGGUGAAGAUGGGAAUGGUAAUGCUGCUAUUGCAACGAAAAAUGGGGGUGUUGAGUUGGUUUGUGGUGUUUUUGAAAAGAUAAGGAGUAGUGAUGGAUCUCGAGUUGUUCUUGUUUCGGGUUUGAAUGCUCUGGCGUUGUUGCUUCAUGAUGUUCAAAGUACAGGAACGUUCCAGAACAGUAAUGGACCAAGGAUUAUAAUUGGUAUCAUAAAUGAUAACAAGCAAAAUAUAGAUGUCUUAAAUAGUAGCUUCCGUGUGGUGGCUUCAGCUGCGACUGGUGAUGAGAUUGUUAAGGAUUCAUUUAUGGAAUUGAAAGUUGAUGAGCUAAUUGUGGAGAUAAUGUCCGUACAUAAGAACCCUGGCAUUCAGAGUUUAUAUGAUGCUAUUCGUGUACUUUUGACGCCUGAUGAUAAUCGUGUUCUAGCUUCUCAAGUAUAUGGGUAUGCACGAAAAUUCGCUAAGAUUGGCAUUACAGAUGCCCUUGUGGAUUCUCUUCACACAGGACUUAGCUCACCUGACCUAGUUUCAGCAUGCAUUACUUUAAAGGCCACUGCAGUAAAUGAUGAAAUAUGUAAAUCCAUUGCUGAAAAAGGUGGUAUUGAUGUAGUCCUCAAAUGUAUAGAUGACAGUGGUGAACAAGGCAACACAGAUGUGGCCAAAGUUUGUUGCUCAUUACUUUCAAAGCUAGCAGGAAGUGACGCAAACAAAAGUGCAAUUGUCGGGAAAGGGGGUAUGGAUAAGCUAAUCAAACUUUCAGCCAGAUAUGCUGACGAUCCUACUGUUUUGCAAGAGAUCAUGUCUAUUAUUUCUGUACUUUCGCUAAGAUCCCCAGAAAAUGCAGCCCGUGCCAUUGAAGCUGGUGCUGGUGACCUUGCUAUUCAAGCCAUGCAGAAAUUUCCUGCAGCGCACCAAAUGCAAAGAAACUCCUGUCUUAUGAUCAGAAAUCUAGUAGCGAGAAACCCAGAGAACAGAACUAUUCUGCUUAAUAAUGGAAUUGAGAAACACAUAAGGAAAGCAAAGCAAACACAUGCCAACUGUAAGGAAGCUGCUACUGAUGCCUUGAGGGAUUUGGGGCUCGAUAGUUACAACUUGUAGCUGAUAAAAUUUUCAUCUCUGUUCUUUUUUCAUGUAACACCAUCGAGAUAUUACUAGCUUGGGGAAUGCUUCAAACACCAUAGAUGCAGGUGGAAAGAUAUCGUGAGUAUUGGAACACAACUUCCGAUGGCUAUGUAUAGCUAUAUUUUUGGAAUUUCAGUCGGAGGUUUAGCUCUAUAAGCUUUGUUACAGGUAGGGACCCCCCAUUGGAAAGAAUAGGUAAGUGGUGCUUAUGGUGUAGGCGAGCAAUAAUAAGCCCCUCUCUUUCCACUUAUGCUUAUUAAUUUUAAGAUAUAAUGAUAUGAAAUUAUUGACAGAUGUUAUAUGACCUAUGCGGUAACUUUUUGUGAGAUGCUCAAUUCUAAAGAUAUGAUGUUUAUCAAGUACCAUACACACGAGCGCACGCACACACGGGUGUUCUCUAUUGUGGAUACGUAGAGAUCACUUAAAUACUUAAAUAUGAUGUUCUCUAUUGUGGAUACUCUAAAGCUUAUGACAAGAUUGAAUGACCCUUUCUCAA
Messenger RNA from Medicago truncatula (barrel medic), 1990 nucleotides. Its product is annotated as armadillo repeat-containing protein 6. Bases 91 to 1470 code for a protein of 459 amino acids. The record is from RefSeq and is a predicted model, not a curated record. Gene Ontology annotation, molecular function: protein binding. The transcript is spliced from 9 exons. Lineage: Eukaryota; Viridiplantae; Streptophyta; Magnoliopsida; Fabales; Fabaceae.